CAUUGCCCCUUUUUCGGAAAAAUCAGAGUCGUCACUACACCUUAAGCGACGAAGUCUGAGACGCUGUUAAAAAGGUAUAGAAUUCUUGACGUGUGAUGGAUGCUAAGAUGAAUACAACAUGUAACUUUGUGAAUCUGCAGAUUGCUGCCUUCGUGGAGGGAACAUCGUGCAUUUGAUACCGCCGCAUACAAUGGACCCUUCCUCGAUUACACGUCAGUGCCUCAAGUACUGGGUAAUAAAAUAGGAAUGUGUUCUGUACGUGAACCAGUUCCAUCACCCUGCUGGUAUCGCUGAAGUUUGAUUGCUGAUUCUACUCAAGCCUCGAGUUGCCACAAAAUGACUUCUGAUUCCUUGAGUUCUACUUUGCUGCUCUCUGCACUCCUCUUGACGACAAAACUGUUAACGCAUGCAACCCCGAUGGGUAGCCAUAACGAUACUGGAAGCUUCCUGAACGACGUGAUGCGACAAGUUUCUCAAGUUCAACUUGAAGUGAAUAUUCUCAAGGGAACAAGAGCGUCAAUAAAAACCAAGGACUGUGCUGACGUAUACAAGUCUGGAGGAAGAAUCAGCGGUGUUUACACAAUCGACCCUCAUGAUGGUUUAGGCGCCUUUGACGUGUUUUGCGACCAGACCACAGCUGGUGGAGGAUGGACUGUACUUCAGAAGAGACUUAAUGGCUCCAUGGAUUUCAAUCGCACCUGGGAAGAGUAUAAACAUGGUUUCGGAAAUUUCUUCACUCAAGAAUUUUGGCUCGGACUGGACAAAAUCCACCGUUUGACAAGAAACGGGACGGGAAAUGGACUUCGAAUAGAACUGGGAGUAACUAAUGAAGAGCUUGUUUACGCUGAGUAUGGAUUGUUUGUCGUCGGAAACGAGAAUACUUCUUACCGGCUGAACAAUCUUUCAGGUGCAACGGAGAAUGAUCCUCUUGGUUACCAUAGGAACUUCUCAUUUGGCACUUGGGAUAGAGACCCUGCUAAUGGCAAGUGCGAUGCAUACGGGAGACUUGGGGGAGGCUGGUGGUACGGUGAAAUAUGCGUGGUAAAUUCAAACCUCAACGGUCUUUACCCAAGCCGUGGAACUAAAACUCCUAUGGGCGACAUUACAUGGGCAACAUUAGGAAGCACUGCUAAGGCAAGCACUCCUACAACCACUGAAAUGAAAAUCAGACCGGUGGGCUAUAAUUAGUGUUCUCUUACCAAUGAUUCCCUCAAAUACUACCUGACGUGAACACUCUAUUACAAAAAGUUAAAGAAAAAUUGAUUGAUACGUUGUUUCGUCAGGAGGAUUGUACUAGAAUGAGCUGAGAUCGGAUUUUUUUUCUAAACUAAAACCAAGACGUAGUUUAAGUAACAGCAGGGAAAUAUAUCUACGAAAUACACCCUGAUUAACUGAAUUCGAAUACUAAUUAGUUUAAUGAGCCACACGUAUACACUAAAACAGAAGUAACAAUAUAGUAUUAUGUACU
Pocillopora verrucosa is the source of this 1468-nucleotide messenger RNA. The record is from RefSeq and is a predicted model, not a curated record. NCBI's taxonomy places the organism in Eukaryota, Metazoa, Cnidaria, Anthozoa, Scleractinia, Pocilloporidae.